UGACAUCACCGUACCCAUCCAGAUUAAAACCCCAAAGACGAAUAAUCGUUCAGAUGUUGUAGUUUGUGGCUGAUCAUAUUCGGGGUUUGUCAAUCAUGUCAAUCAAUGCAACGCCGGUUUACCUGUCUGUGCGCUAUCACAAUUCGGUGUAGAUGUAACUAAAAGUUAGCAUUAACUAGCUAGCGUUAGCUAGGUAACGUUGGCUAACUGUCAUAAAUUGCCCGAGAAGCAAGCUAACGAGCUAACGCAAACUGGAAGAAGAGGCUCUUGUUCGUGGUUCAGGUAUAAAAUCAUAGAAGGAACUGCUGCAGUCCAACAACCAGCUACAUAAUACAAACUUCAGCCUGACUACAUUUCCAUAUUGAAGUGCCCUCCCAUUCACGUUAGCCAGAUUAGUUAAUGCUAGGUUAUAUAGGUUGAGUUGUGCUCUCAGCUAAACACCUCAAAAUGUAAUUUCUCGAAAGUAGCUAGAUUGUUUCAUUUAUGGCCGCAGUCUUUGUUUCGAGAUUCUUUCAACGACUAAAUAAAAGACAGACAACGAAACAACUCUGGACAAGUGUAACCCAGGCUUCGUCGGUGGUACUAACUCAAGCAGUAUUAAUGACCGCGCUGGCAGAAUUUGAGCCACUUGUAAAGAGUAUAAAGAUUGAAAUUGGUCUUCAUCAAAGUUCCCCUUCAUCUUAUUUCAAAGGUGCACUUUUUAGCAGUCGGGGGAUUGAUGAUGUGACAAUGGAUCAAGAAAAUUACAAAGAGAAAAGGAACGAUAUGCAGCCUAAGACUGGAACGGGGGCCCUGCGGGGGGUCAAGUCAAAAGUUUCACAUCACAGAAUGGGCUCCAAACAGCAACAGAGGUUCAGGACUGUGCUUGAAAACUGGCUCAUUAAGCCCAAAAAAAGUUUAAGCAAAGCUGAAGUUUGUGACGUUCAAGAGGAUGUGGAGAUGAGCGAUGCAGGUGGCUCACAAUGCUUUCCAGCCCAGUCUUCGGACAUGGAAAGCCCCAUCUCCAGAGAACCUGCUGACAUUGACAUGGAUGCAGACACCCAUCAUCUGACACCACAAGACUUUGAGGAAGACGAUCCUGUGUCAACAACCUCUAAAGAUUGUAUGGCUGAUGGACGAAUGCAGCAAGUGUUAAACAGCAAUUGGAAAUUAGAAAAUCAAGAAAUGGACGGGUGCUCAGGAGGGUCAAAAGGUACAUCGACACCAGAUUUACCUUGGGGAUGGGAUGAUUCGAAAGGAUCUCCAGAAAAGCGAGAUGGAGACAAUGAAGCCACAGGUGUCACAUGGCUGGGGACCCCCAUCAGUGAGCUGUGGAGAAUGCCUGAAUGUGGUCAACCUCUUCGUCAAAUUAAAGAUGUUCCUGGCCGGCACACUGUGUUGAUAAGGACAGACCUCCUUCGGCAGGACAAAGUCCCUCUUCCAUAUCCCACCAAGUUUGUGGAUACCUGGGAUGAUGUCCACGUGAAGAUGCCCUGUUCAUCGAUGAACUUGUUUCCAGUGGUGAAUGAGAGGGAGCUUCCACAGGACACACGGGAGGUUGAGAAUCAGAGCCGAUGGGAGUUGAUCAGAGAGACGUUGACAAAGAAAUGUACCAACCCAUAUGAUUUAAAAAACAGGAUCUUGAAAUACAAUGCUGCAAAUGCCAAGAAAUGGGACUUCUCAGCAUUACAUUUGUACUGCACCAAGGUCCUGGAGCUUGAUGCUGUGCAACAUCUGUUUGGUUCCCUGCUGCCAGCUAUGGUGCAAUUAGCUCUCAGAGCAUCCGAGCUGUGUACCAAGCCGAUACCCCUCCUUAAGCAAGGGAUGGAGCACUCUAUCACCAUGUCUCAGGAGCAAGUGGCGUGCCUCCUCGCCAACGCCUUUUUCUGCACCUUUCCCCGACGCAACUCCAGGAAAUCUGAGUACUGCAACUACCCAGACAUCAACUUCUUCAGACUGUUUGAGGGGGCCUCCACGAGGAAGAUUGAGAAGCUCAAAACUCUGAUGUGCUAUUUCAAAACUGUCACCGAACAAAAGCCAACGGGACUUGUGACAUUCACACGCAAACGGUUGGAUAGACCUCCAAGUUGGAAAAGCUCACAGUCUCAGCUCACAAGGCUCCACAUCACAUCUGAAGGGACCAUUGAGGAUGAUGGGUACGGGAUGCUGCAGGUGGAUUUCGCCAACCGGUUCGUGGGUGGAGGUGUCACUAGUUCUGGCUUGGUUCAAGAAGAGAUCCGCUUUCUGAUCAACCCUGAGCUCAUUGUUUCUCGACUCUUCACCGAAGCCCUGGACUCCAACGAGUGUCUUGUCAUCACAGGUACACAGCAGUACAGUAAGUACAGAGGCUAUUCACAGAGCUACAAAUGGUUUGGCAGCCAUCAGGAUACAAUUCCAAGUGAUGAUUGGCAGAGAAAAUGCACAGAGAUUGUGGCCAUUGAUGCGCUACAGUUUGGGAGCUUUCUGGAGCAGUUUCACCUGGCUAGAAUCAACAGAGAACUCAAUAAGGCCUACUGUGGUUUUGCCCGUCCAGAGGACAGAAGCCAGAAACUGUCGGCUGUGGCCACUGGGAACUGGGGCUGUGGGAUUUUUAGGGGUGACACCAGGCUGAAAGCUCUGCUCCAGAUGCUGGCAGCUGCCGAGGCAGGCCGCGAUGUGGCCUAUUUCACCUUUGGUGACAGCAAGCUCAUGUCAGACGUCCACAGGAUGCACUCUUUCCUCACUGAGAGGAAUAUGUGUGUCGGAGAGGUGUACGAUCUCCUGGGGCAGUACUACAGCUCGGUGUGCAAGAGCUGCCGGGGUCCCUGCCCUGACGUCAGCCUCUACUCCUUCAUCUACCAGCAGGUUGGCUCCUCCUCGGCGCCUGAUGACUCUGAUGAGGACUCGGCCAGACAGCCCGUCCCCACAGACUGCCAUUGAGGUCAGGUGGCCGAUGAGUCACUGUGCCUCAUCUCCUGAAAACAAAACGGCUUUCGCACUAAGAUAUUCUCCUAGGGAUUUCAUUCUGUGUUUCUGUUUUUAUUCUUUGUAUCAGAUGAACUUUGAAUUAACAAUGAUGGAUGUAUCAGAUGCCAUUUCACCCAUUGACAGCCCAAAAUGGAAACCUUUGAAGCAUGCAGAUCAUUUAGAGGAGGAACAAUUUAAGCGCUUUAGAUCCUCAGCUACCAAAUGCCCUUGCGUGGUGCAGGUCGUGCUUAUUCUGCUGCUACUGCUGCUGCUGCUAAUGCAUCUAUGGAUUGAGCCACAACGUGAUGCAAUUGUGACUUUAAUGGUGAAGCAAAGGUUGCCAUCCAUCUUCCGAGUUUGUCAAGUUGCCUUUUUUACACCCACACAUAUCCAGUCUAAUUGAAUUGGCUGUCAGAAAUCAAGUUAGAGGGAGAAAAAAAAUAUGUAACUGGCUUUGCAAAGCUUGGAGCAGUCUUAGUAUAAAGAGCAUUCUGGCUCUUAGGGAAAUGAUGUGUUACCCUCUGCAUUGUACUGAAAUCUAUAUUGGCAAAUCUACUCUGGCUCCGAUCCCAGCCGCAUUCAGCAUUCAUCUGGUUUUUUUUUGGUUUUUUUUUUAUUUACAUUUAUUUUCCUCAGCUAGAUCAUUUGGGUUGGGUUUUUACUUUUUUCAGCCAGCUAAUAUCAGGGUGGAUCUGCUGUUUUCGAAACCUAAUUGUUGCUGUGUGAGUGCACUAAAAUGAAAAUAAAAAAUUGGGCCGAUUAUUUGUUUUGUAAACGAGUCUAAAUAAAAUUUGUAAUCAGUUUUGAAAAA
Molecule: messenger RNA, 3736 nt
Organism: Lampris incognitus (smalleye Pacific opah)
Lineage: Eukaryota; Metazoa; Chordata; Actinopteri; Lampriformes; Lampridae
Product: poly(ADP-ribose) glycohydrolase
Exons: 18
Coding region: 484-2898 (804 amino acids)
Biological process (GO): carbohydrate metabolic process; regulation of DNA repair; nucleotide-sugar metabolic process
Cellular component (GO): cytoplasm; nucleus
Molecular function (GO): poly(ADP-ribose) glycohydrolase activity
Source: RefSeq, a predicted model, not a curated record